Molecule: messenger RNA, 6099 nt
Organism: Serinus canaria (Common canary)
Lineage: Eukaryota; Metazoa; Chordata; Aves; Passeriformes; Fringillidae
Gene: GMNN
Product: geminin DNA replication inhibitor
Exons: 7
Coding region: 156-842 (228 amino acids)
Biological process (GO): negative regulation of cell cycle; negative regulation of DNA replication
Cellular component (GO): nucleus
Source: RefSeq, a predicted model, not a curated record
GCUAGUUCCUGGCGGGAGCCGGGCCGCGCCGCUGAGGUGGUGUGGGUGAGUGCCCCGUUCCUUACAGCCAUUCUGGGUGUGCACCUGGGACACCUUCCGCCAGCCCUGCGGGCUCGCCUGGCGGGAUCAGGGCCGGGGAUGCUGUGGUUGAUCUCAUGAACUCCAAAAUGAAACAGAAACUGACCAUAGAAAAGUCCUCAGGAUCUUUGCAGAAGUACCUCACAGAUAGCACAAGCAGUGCUGCCCGAAGACCAACUCUUAAAAUGAUCCAGCCUUCAGCAGCCGGCAACCUGGUUGGCAGGCGUAGUGAGAAGAAAUCUUCAGUCAGAAGGAAGCUCUGGAAUAACAAAUUUGCCUCAAAGGCUUCUAAAGCUGAGGUGUCUGUGGACAAGGAGCAGGAGAAUGAGAAUGAUGUCAUUCAAGCUGAAGAUCUCAUGGUGAAAGGAGAUCCUUCAUCUCAGUAUUGGAAAGAAGUGGCAGAAGAAAGGAGGAAGGCUCUGUAUGAAGUGCUUCAAGAAAAUGAAAAGUUGCACAAGGAAAUCGAGCAGAAGGAUGGUGAAAUUGCCCGCCUAAAAGAAGAAAAUGAAGAGCUCAUGUCCCUUGCUGAGCAUGUGCAUUAUAUGACCAGUGUGAUUGAGAGGCUGACUGGGCAAGCACCUGACAAUCUUGAGACACUGGAGAGUCUGGCUCUAGAGGAAUCCAGACAGGAAAAUGAAGAGCACAUCUGUGGAGAUGAGGCAGACUGUCCUUCUGAAGAAGAGCCAUCACAAGUAUUGUCUGGUUUAAGGGAGAAUAGAUCAGAUCUUCCUUCAAAGGAAGCAAGCCAUUUGCAACUGGAAUGACAACCUUUAAAUAGGCUUAUGUAUGUGGCUUUUAAUUGCAGGCUUCCUCUUGAAAGCAUAUACUGAACCUCUGGUACAGAAACUCUUGUGGGAACAUUACAGAUGUUGGUAUUUUUAACUGGAAUUAUGUAGCAGUGGGAGGAGUAUCUGAAUACUGCAUGGAAAAUUUACUACAGGCUGCAUGUAGUUGCUUGUAGGAAAUGCAAAUACUGUGUAUUUCAACUGUUGUGUAAAUAUCUUUAUCAGUUGGUCUGACAUGAUGCAUGAGAAUUGAUAAAUAAAUCUUUGAUUACCAAAAUAGCAUCUUAAUUGACAGGGGAAUAGUUAAUCCUUAGUUUAAAUCAAUUAUGACUCCUGUAGAUGGAAGCUUUCAAGUUUUUGGGGGGAAUGCUUGGGCAAUUUUUAGUUCUUCUUAUAUUUUUGGAAUUCUGGAUUAAAAAUUGCUUUUUUUUUGUGGAUAGAGGGAGGGGAAAAAGCAAGAACUCGUGUGUUGUUGGUGAGGUUUCAGAAAGGUUUAUUGGAUAAGAGUCAAAAUCUAAAGGUCAGUUAUGAUUUUCAGAGUUUUUAAAAUUCAUUUCCUCUGUCUUCUAAGGAAGCAUUUUGCAAUCUGUGUAAUGAGAGCUUAAGUAGGAAAUAUUAGACCAUUUAUUUUAGUAAUACUUUAAUUGGCUUAUGAAGAGAAGGUGGUGUUUUCUUGGUCCCAGUAGCAGCUGUGCUGAAAACUAGGUGGAGACAAAGCGGCCUAUACUUGAGAGCUGUUCUGAAAGGAAACUCGGUGUUUUCAAGGUACUGCUCUGGUAUUUACCAAGAGAUGAGACCCCCUUUUACCAAGGUACUUCAGGUUCUGAAAGGUUUACAGGAAUAGAAAGGGUCUUUAAAACCUUGAGCACCUUAUCUGGUAUCUGCAUGGGCUCCGAUGGAGCAGGAAAGUUGAAUACAGAUUUUCUAGUACUGAGUGAACUCGGGGCAGUUGUUCUGUAACAAGGCUUUAACAAUGGGGGCUGUUGCCAUAUCUUGGGAGGAGCUGAGUGUCUUUCAGGAGGCAGAAGUGAAUAGAAGCAUCCUGGUUUCUGGAUCUCUGGCCUUGCCAAAGAUGGUUUCUUCAGGGUAUGUGUGAAUGACUGUGGAGCUAUCAGAUUGGCGCCUUUAUAUUCCUUCUGUUUUACUUCCUGUGGCUGUUGAUCAGUUAACAGAUGUUUUACAAGUGAUUUCAGUUGAGACAUCCAGGAAAUGUCAGAAACCACCGUAGGAGGUAAUACUCCUGGCUGCCAUUUUACCUCAAGCAUGCUAACUAGAGAACGGAGUCAUCACGAUUUCUUGUGAACUUCGUAAGCACAAGAUUAUAUCUUCCAGUGUAUGCUUCAGGGGGUGCUUAGACGUAUUCCUUUCCAUCACAAGAUGAAAAGGUGAGAAAGGUAUGUCCUUUAUCAUGCACUGAUGCUGUCUUGAAGAAACAAAACUGGAUGCUGGGCAAAUGCUUUGUAGCAUAACCUUGGUUUUCUGUUGAAGUGGAUAAUGCUUGUCAAGUGACUUAGACCUCUCCUAUCUCACAUUCUAAGCAACUUUCUUAACAAUGUAGUUCAUCAUUAGUAAAUAAGGAAGCAUUUUCAUUUUGAUAUGAUUGAUUUUUGUUGGUCAAUUUAUAAGUGAUUGUCAACUCUUAUUCUUUUAGCGGUGACUUUAUUUUUAAACAUCAAGCAUAUUGUAUUUGCAGAGGCUGUAGAAGGGAAGAAAGGACUGUGGCAUGACUAGCAGACCAAAAUGAGACAGCAAGUGCAACUUUUUCACUAUUUCACUUCCUGCUGCGUGAGCUGCUGUAGUACAGGUGCUGUUGUUGGAACAGAACUGUCAGAAAGAGACAAAUGCAGAAUUUGUUCGCAGUAUCUGUGUUUCUUACCUUCAGGCUGAUUAAGAAGAAUGCAUGUUAGGCUUAUAUCUUAUGCUUUUUCUGGAUUGAUUUUCUUUAAAUAAGAUAUGACAGUCUGUUGAUAUGCUGGACCCUUCUGUUGAAAUAGACUGUGUACAAAUAAAUCAUGGAAGUUCUGCAAGUAGGCUGAUGGAUGUAUUGCAGCAUUUGGCCCACCUGUAAUAGAGUAAAUUUUUAUGUCAAGAAGGCAUGUGCCACUUAGUAAUACAUACUGAUGUUUUCAACCAAAACUGCUAUGGGUAUAUUAAAUGCAAUUUAUUAGCAGAGUGGAUAGUUUGCUGUAUAAACUGAAAAAAGCCUGUGAUGCCUGAGAAGGUUAGGUGUGAGAGCUGAACUGCCACAGUAAUAACAUGUACACCUGCUUUGUCACAGAUGCAUUGAACCUUGACCAAAUACUGACUAUACCUAUUGUAUCAGACAUUAAUAUAUGGAAAUGUUCUCAGCAGUUUUAGGAUGCUGCAAAAACUGCUGUUUAAAGAACUCUAAAAGGAUUGACUUAGUUUGUCCUUCUGAAAAUUCUUGAGUGCUUUUUUUUUUUUGAACAUGCAUGUAGUAGCACUGUGCUACAUAUUAAGUCUGGGAACUUGGUAUUUAUGUGCUCACAGCUUGUCAAAGGUGUAGAAAUUGUACAGAGAUUUGUUUGUGAUUAGUUCUCUUAAAAGUAUCUGACAUUUUAAGUAUAUAGGGAAACUCAUUUAUCACUGUAACACAGCUGUGUAGCAGCUGAAAAUCAGCAUCACUAAGACAGCCUUUCUAUCCAGCUGAGUUAGAGAGAACAUUCUGUCCAGUACAAUAAAAGUGUCAGUUCUGGAACCUAACCGACAGCAUGUGAUUCUUUCCAAGAAGUCAAAUACAUUUGUGCUACCAGCAAAAGGAGUCAACACUCCUUUUCACUGCAGAGGGUGCAGACACAGUCUUUUCUUUCACUGAGGCAGGCUCAGGCUGUGUGGAAGUGGGAUGUAUCUACAGUGUCCUAGCACUUCUCCUUUAAAAUGUGUAUGUCUCAACAGGGCUGAAUUUCAGCUAUGCAAGAGCAAAGUGUGGGGAGGUGGGUCAUUUGCAGAUGUCAGAUCUUUCAAGAAUGAGCAGCUAUGCAGGGACAAGCAAACAAUGGGGCAUGUUCUUCCUCCUUGUGUGAGGAAGAACUCAUAAAUGAUUUACACUAAAAAUUGUUAUUUUUGCUAAGCACCCAUUGUACUUAAGACAGUGUGUGGAGAAAUUAAUUAGACCAUAAUAGCCAUUAGUUUGGGCAGCUGAAACUCACUUGGUUUUUGGCAUGGGAUUGCUUACGUGAGGGCCGGCAGCAUUGUCCUGUGCUGUAGCUUAUGGUGUGGCCUCUGCAUAAGUAGAGAAGUUACUCAUAGGUUAUUUUUUGUUAAGAACAUGUGAUGCAUAUUCAUUUACUUUCCCUCAAGGGCCAUCUCAGGUUGUUUUCAGAACUGGAUUUAAGAAUUUAAUAAGGUGUGCAAACUUUGCCAAGGCUGUGAUUUUCCAGCACUCCUAUGUUUUUAAGACUGAGUUGCAUUGUCAUCAGUGUUUUUUUUCAGCAGAAAAUGUUUGUGUUAUUCAUUUAUCUUUCCAUUCUUGUAAUAACACAAAACAGUUUAGCAACUGAGAAUGGUGCUAUGAGGAACUGUAAUUUGCUGCUGUUUGUUGAACGGCUGGCAGAUGCCUGUAAUGAAAUGUGACCAGUUGUGAGGACACAUCUAUCCUACCCUCGGCAACACUGCUGCCAUUUGAAGCUGGGUGCUGUGGAUCCUCUCCUCAGGACAAUCUCUCUGCAAAGCAGGGAGCCAUACUUAAGAUACAGUGUCUGGUGGUUGUUCACUCCUAAUUUUGAAGUCCACAUUUAUGAAAGCAUUAUUUAUCAAGUAUAGAGUACAUAUCACAGACUGCAGGACAGGGUGAAGCUAUAGAGCAUAGCUUUUUGAAAAUCUGAUGGCUACAAAAGCCUCGCCAGUAGCAGUGUGAAAGUGGGCAGCCUAACAUGCUGCUGCUGUAGCUACAGUAGUAUAGGGGUGCUACAGGUUUCUAUUUAUGGGGCCACAUGCUGAGACAGUGACAGCAUGGCAGGGAUAGUAAAAACCAGCAUAGCCUAAGGUAAGGAUACCUUUACCACCAGAUAAACCCCUUUCCCAAUGCAUUUCUAGGGAGCUGCCCAUCUCUUCCACCUUCUCUCAGCACCUUGCACUGCUGCUGAGCUACUUUGGUAUGGGAACUUUUUCCUAACACAUUUUCCUGGGGUGGCCCCGACCUUUGAAUUUGUCCAAGUAAGCCUGCUGCAGCCUGAGAGCUCUUGUAAUUACUGCCUGCUGCUUCCUUCUUUACUAUUGGUAAGCACAAGCCUUGUGAUGCUCACCUCUGUGCAUCUGGUUUUUCCUACUCCACCAAGGAGUGUGUUAAUGUGCCAGGAAAAGGCAGUGUUGUCAGCUCUGUGUACAAGCUUGGAGACAAAUAAAUGGUUUGGUCCUUUUUCUGCGCCUUCAGGUUUUGGAAGCUUUAAGAUCUGUUCCCUUUGUCACAGCUGUCAUGAAUCCUGGUUGUAAUGGUGUAGCGGAUCAGCUUUAGGCUUAAUAAACUUCUCCAAGGGUGGCUUUAAACUACAAUGAGAUGAGAUGUGAUACACCCUCCAUUUGAAGCAGUACCUCUGUAUGUGAGCUGCUCCCUGUUCUCCGUGGCUUUGGCUCCCUGCUCCAUAGGCAGUUCUAUGUUCCCCAAGGUGUGUGCUGUAAGCCUGAAUGUUUGAGAAGGGAAAAUGCAUGGAAGGAAUGUCUUCUGUCUGAGAAGAGUCUGUCUUCCUAGGAGGGAGGAGUAAUCAGUGCAAGUUUGGUAACAAUCCUAGAGCCUCUCCAGCACAUUUUCUGAUAGUCCCUGUGGAGCCUUUCUUGGUAAGUAUCUUGAAUGAUACACAAAACUGGCUUGCUCCGAACUAUGAGCCUAAUAGUGAAGAGGCUGCUGAUGGAAAGGGUGACUAUACAUAUGGACUGAUGUGCUUGGUAAUUAAAAAUAAUCUUUAUUAUAACUUAAAUGUGAUAGGAAAUAUGGUGAGUACAAAUGCCACAAAACUAAAAGAAAAAAAUUAAAAAAAAAAAGUAGAAGAUACAAAAGGACACCUUGAAAGAAUUCAACUGAUGGGGCAGGUGUAGUAUAAAAACCAUAACAUGGCUAUUUCACCUUCUGCAAAAAGAGUUUAUAUCCCUCAGUAAACAAGUAAGCAUUUUGCACUGUACAAAAUGUACUUCUUUAAUUAAAGGAAGAAUAUAUAUAUUUAUAAAUAUACAGGUAUGUACAUUCUUGUAACAUUCACAGUAAAAAAAACAAAACAAAUGA